Molecule: messenger RNA, 4571 nt
Organism: Pteronotus mesoamericanus
Lineage: Eukaryota; Metazoa; Chordata; Mammalia; Chiroptera; Mormoopidae
Gene: IGIP
Product: IgA inducing protein
Source: RefSeq, a predicted model, not a curated record
AAAAAAAAAAAAAAAAAGUUUUGUCAAUAGAACAGAAAUGUUUUGGCUAAAAUUAUUUUUGUAAGUUAUUUAAUUAUUUCAUUUUAUAUUCCCUUUCCCAUAGCCUUUUAGGCACUUCAUACUUAAACCCAACAAGUGAGAGGCCUCUCUUUAGAUCUGGUUUAUUUUUGGAAUGCCUGAGUGUGUUUCUGGAUUGGGAGGGGUGGGCAGGGGGUAGUGUUUUAAUUCUUGACAUGCUCUUCUCAGCAUGUUUUGCUAGUUCUGAAUCUUAUGUUUGCAAAUUGUGUUGAAAAUUUAGUGAUGUAUCUGAAAUGAGAAAGUCCUCUGACAUAGUGUGGAUGUUUGUGGCUGGAACCUUUUAGCUUUGUUUUUAAUUUGGGUAGAAAGUUAAAUUUCCAUUGUUCAGAUUUUAGGCUUACCUAGUGGAAUUGUGCCCAGUAGUUGUCUGAAUAUGGACCAAUUUUGGGAAAUGAAAGUUGAGAGACAUGCAUCUGAUUCCAGAUAAUCCUUUACUCAAAAUCAUAAAUUAAAGGCUUACAUCAUUAGAGUUGUCUUAAGUUUUAUGUUGUCAGAACUUUAAAUGUAGAUGAUGAUCAAUAUUAUACCUAUGAAUUUCCUUUGGGGAAAGAGAAAAAUCCAGUCUCCAAACCUCUCCUUUGAGACUAAAUUCACCAUAUAUGAAAACUGAAAAAAUUUUUAGAACAUGGCUUUACUUUUUAAUAGAGUUUAAUCAGCUUAAUUAUUUUUCCUAGUUUGAAGCACUAUUUUCCAAGUGUGAAUAAAGGGAAAAGAUUAGCAAUUUGGCUUACCCCUUUUUUGAGGCCAUUUUUAGUUUUCUGCCCCCAUUUCCCAAUCCUGGUAUAAAAUGAAUUACGGGUAUCCCUCUAAGUACCUGUAACCCCUUUUUGGGGUCAUAGAUAACCUUUGAUAAUCUGAUGAAAGUGAUGGACCCUCCCCCCCCCCCCAAAAAAAUGCACAUAGAUAAUUUUACAAACAACCUCAGGGGCAUCGCACAUCUUCUGAAACCCAAGUUAAGGAUCUCUGCUCUAAGUAAACUCUAUAGAGAAAAUUUGUAUGCAAUUAAUUGAUAAAAUUAGGAACUAACUAUUGGCCUAAGACAUUUCAGAUUGGAAUUAUUGUUACAUGGUGGCCCCUACUAGCAAAAUGUGACAUUGCAACCAGCUUUGUUAGACUAUAACAUCCAGACAGAAGGAAAAAAGCAAAGUUCUGAGAGCUAUUUAUAAGGAGUCAGGGCAUCUCUAGACAUGGGAGCCAUUCCUGGUUCAAGGCAGGGGUCAGGGUGCCUGACAGCUUUUAGCAGGGUAGAGUUUGAUAAACCACAAUGCUCAGGAUGCCAAGGGGUUAGCCAUUAUCUUAACCUCUUCCUCACCAAAAGAUUUCAGUUUUGUCUGUUGGGAAACAAGAUGUCACUAGAAGGAAAAAAAAAAAAAAGAUUUGCCUUACAACUUCGCUAGAAAACAUCAGUUCAGUGAUAUAUGGGACACCAGUAUUAUUUUUGAGAAGGUGCAUAAAACCAAAGUAAAUUAUUCUCUAUGUAGAACAUUAUUUACUGGUAACAUUUCUCUGGAUAUAGUAGCUUUGACAAUUUUUACCAGUAAAUACUGGUUUUAUUUAAAACUGGAAAUCCAGUUUAUAAAUAGGAUAGCUGGUAUAUCUGUCCUUUCCCCCAUGUAAAGAAUAGUUUAAAGAUUUAUGCAUAUUUCUUGCUUUCUCUCUUGAUGCCAUGGAGUGGGGUGGGUGGAGUGGGGGGAGAUCUUUGAGUCAACAACUGACAAGAUGUCUUCUCCAAAUUUAAAAAUUGAGAAGCAGCACUUUAAGUCUAACUCUACACCAUUUUAGUGCAUGUAUUAAUUUUAAUAAUGAUUUUUGGUGCAUGCCUUUGGGCUUAUUCAAAAGUGUACAAUAGGAAAGUAUAUUUCCUUUCUUUGAAAGGAGAUGUUUUUCUACUUUGCAACAUGUGAUUACAAAAAUCUUCCUCUGUGGGAAGAUUAACCAUGUACUGAACUACUGAAAAGUAUAUAUUUUUAGAUAUACAGAAGGAAUCUACAUGGAGCAGCAUUCAGACCUAUAUAGAAGUCAUAGCAUUCUGUAUAGGACCAAAAAUGAAAUAACAUGAAACACUUAAACAGACUUUGUUGGGUAGAAAUACCUUUAGAUCUUGCAUUGACUUCCAAAAAUAAAAUGCCACAGAAGUUUGCUGAAAACUUUUGUUGUUUGAAUUUUCUCUGUCAGUGUAUUUAGCCCAAAUAAAACAUUUUUGGGUUUACACAUUAAGAAUCAAAAAAACAAAACUAACUAAAUAGAUCAGUCUGGUUUGCCAAUCCAGCUUGACUAAAAUAAGUAAACUAAUCACUUGCAAUAUGAAAAACUGUCCAACUCCUCUAAGGUUUUGACAAAAUAAUCUUGGCUGAUGUGGGAAGACUCCCACUUUGAUUUUUGAUCUGACAGUGAAGAUUCAUACUUCACCUGAUUUCAGACCUGACAGUGUCUGUUUAAGGAGCUAUGGUACAGUUUGCUAAUUCAAUCUCAGAUACCUGUUGAUUACCUGUGAGAUCUAGAGUCCAAAGUAGCCAGCAGCUGUAUCCCUGAGUGCUCUGUGCCCAUCAGAUCUCUUAAAGUAGGCAGGGUUGGGACCAGUCACAGUUCAGAUGAGUGCCUUCAGGUGCUGUGGACAGCCCCAGCUUCAAGAAUUGUAUCUGCUUUCUUGGGAGUCAUCACUGAACUAAUGUCCCACAUGGUGUUACUUACUGUAGUUGCUCUCUCUUGGAGGAGGCCCAGAGCACACAUCCUGAUUGCUUGUGGUACUCAGAGAGGGGGUGCUAACUCUGAUGCCCUGGCAAAAUUCCAGUUUAGGGAUGUGGGUCUUCUUGCCAUUCUAAUUGGAAAUGUACAUUGCUUCCCAUUUUCCCUGUUUAUCUCAAUACAAACCAAGCUAGUCUGUUGUUGUUUUUUUUGCCCCAGUCCCAAGUCUCUUGGUGUGUAUUAUAUAGGUCAAGUUCAUGUCUUACCGUAAUUGCAUAAAAAUUAAGGAAUGAGUGAGUUUGGUGUCAAAGUACCCUGUAGUUGGAGGGUAAACUCUUGUAAUGCUUUGGGGAUGAAAUUGGCCCUCUUUUAGCAUAAGUUGGGGAAUGUGCUAGCCAUGAGGUGUGAGCUGAAACCUAUUGUCCCUCUUUUCUUACAGCAUUUUGAGAAAAUCUGUUGGGUUUUCAGUAGUCAGGGAAGGCCGGAGUUCUGCAGCUUUAAAUCUGGGUAACUGAGGCUGGUUUGAAUAAGACUUUGGUUAAUUAAUUGGGUUCUCAGAUGCCACAGACUCCGUGAAAAGUCACCAUUAUUUUCAAUGGUUGUGAUAGAAUUUCCCCCAGUAGCCAUUAUUUUAAGAUUAUAUUGCAGAGUUGCUUUAUUUGAGCUUUUUGUGUAUACACAAUCCCAAACUGGAAGAAAUUAAAAAAAAAAAAAAAAAAGGAAUCCUGCUGUGAAAGGUAUAUAUUACUCUAGAUUUUUCUUACUGUAAAUAUUGUAAGAUUGUAAUACUGUCGAUAUUUUAUUAACCAACAAAUGUUAAUCUAUGUGAAUUUAGACUUAUUUUAAAUGUGCUUCUUAUUUACUGUGUGUGGUUCCUGUUGCUGACAGUAUUAAGUUAUAUUCUGAUGUAAGAUUAACUUUAUUAAAGAAUGUAAACAUUAAUGUUUCCUUAUGGGAAAACAAAUAAAGUAUAAAGAAGACAAUUCUUUUCAUCAAAAUAUACUGUGUAUUUACACUUGCUAGACCCAGCACCACUUACAAAUUUAGUACAUUGUUCAGAAUUUUAGUUAACACAGCUGACAUGGUUGUGCUCUGUUUGAAAGUCUAAAAGUAGGUAUUGUUGGAAUAUAAACAGUUUGUAUUUGUCUGCUGUGAAUCAUCUUGAAAUUUCUAAUCAAGUUUGUAAAAUUUUUAUAGUAAAAUAUUUUAAUGACAAUUUAAAAAUUUAUCUUCAAAGAAUGGUUGAAACAAUAUCCUUUCAGAAAUAUAAUUAUUCUUUAAUAUCUUUCCAAAAUGACUUUGGUUAAAUGGACCAGAUGUAUAUUAGUUAAAGUUUAGGACAAAGUUGUGAUAUUCUUUGAGUUUACAAGUUAAUCCUUAUUGGAGAUGUGCCAAUUAUACAGUAGAAUAUCAUUAAUUUGCACUGUUUGGGGACCCCAUUAAGAAUGCUUAAUUUUGCCAACUAAGAAGUAAGCAAAUGCAAUUUAAAAAGUAAAUUUGAGCAUUCUGUAUUAAAUAUGUGCAGUUAUUAUCACAUGAAGAAGCGCAGUGUGUCAGGCUGUAAUAUAACCAUACUUGCUGUCAUGUUCUCCCAUCUCAGUGCUGGGAACUCACCAUGUGGAAACCAAGCAAAUGUGUUGUGCAUCAGCUGGCUUGAGUUUGUUCAAUAUCAAAGCUGAAACUAGCAAGGUCUGCUGUACUGCUUAUUGAAGUAUUGUGAUUCUUUUAGGCAUUGAUUCUUAUAAAAUAUAUACUGUAACAGUAUACUUUGUACAGAUUUAAAUUUUAUUUGAAAAAAUGAAAUAAAG